AGACCUGAAAACACACGAGACGAUCCACACCGGAGAGAAACUGUACUCGUGCAAUCGAUGCGACAAAACAUUUUCGAGGCCUUCAAACCUGAGAGCACACCUGACGGUUCACACAAAGGAGAAGCCGCAUUCGUGUUACUCCUGUGGAAAGACUUUUUCGUGUCUACAGAAUUUGAAGGUGCAUCAGAAAACGCACGCUGGUGUGAAAGAGUACAUGUGCUUUGAGUGCGAGAAGACGUUUACUUCGGCAAACAGUUUAAAGCUGCACCGGAGAAUCCACACCGGAGAGAAACCGUACACGUGUUCCCACUGCGACAAGAGAUUCAGCCUGUCGUCAAAUCUGAAAACGCACGAGAGGAUCCACACCGGAGAGAAACCCUACGAGUGUUCACACUGCGACCUGAGAUUCAGUCUGUCAGCGACUCUGAAAUCACACGAGAGGAUCCACACCGGAGAGAAACCGUAUCAGUGCGCUGAAUGUGGGAAGCGUUUUAAUCAGUCCUCUUCUUUACACAGACAUACCAAAAGCAAUCACAGUAGGUAGAUCGUCUUCAGAUGAGCGUCCUCAACAAACAAUGCAUUAAAUCGAUAAAAUAUCUGGAUAAAUCUGUCCAAACCAGACAUUACAAGUUUGUCAUCUUCAUCGGGAGCUUCGACUCUUGAGGUUCAGAUCAACACAAAAAUGUUCCUCCCCAAAGAACAAUGUCAGGAAGUUAAGUCUUAUAUUUCAUUUUGCUUCUUGAUAUAAUAUACUUUUGCUUUCUUAGGAGUUUUUAUAUUAUGAUCAAAAGUCCACUUGUUUAUUGCAGAAAGAUCGUCUUUUCAGCCUGGUGCAAUAAAUCGCUUUCUCUUAUGUUAAAGAAUUAGUUCACCCCAAAUAAAAAUUCUUUCAUUAA
Puntigrus tetrazona (Sumatra barb) is the source of this 896-nucleotide messenger RNA. Its product is annotated as protein krueppel-like. The transcript has a single exon. Lineage: Eukaryota; Metazoa; Chordata; Actinopteri; Cypriniformes; Cyprinidae. Gene Ontology annotation, cellular component: PcG protein complex; transcription regulator complex. The record is from RefSeq and is a predicted model, not a curated record. Gene Ontology annotation, molecular function: RNA polymerase II cis-regulatory region sequence-specific DNA binding; DNA-binding transcription factor activity, RNA polymerase II-specific. Gene Ontology annotation, biological process: regulation of transcription by RNA polymerase II. Bases 215 to 544 code for a protein of 109 amino acids.